AUGUCAUGCACAGCAUCUGAAGCUUAUGCCCAGUUGAGGAACUUCCAGACAGAUCUGGGAAGGCUAUUAGGCUCCCUUAAUGGAACUUCUUCUCCGCCAAAGUGCAGCUUCUAUGAAGAAAUCACUUUGCAAUUAAUCAUUAAAAAUGUCAAUGCAAUCGAUCAAGGAGGACAGCUUAAUCAGACCGGAGAUAUUGGAAGCGAUAUCGAAAAUGUUUUACCCAAGAUCAAAAGAACCCUGGAUAAGGGUUUUAAAAGCUGUUGUGGUAACCUGCGAGAUUCCAUUCAAAUGCUUAAAGAUGAUAUCGAAAAAAGUGUGCAGAAACUAUUAACAAAAUCAAAUGAUGCAGAAAAUUCUAGAGAGAUAGACGCGCUACGUGAUAAACUAAAUUACUUUGAAGAUCAUAUAAAAGAACUUAAAGCAAGGUUGGAUACGAUUCAAAAAGAUAUGGUUGAAUAUAAAGCAACUACCAAAUGUUGUGCAGAACUAAAGAGACAAAUUCAGGCACUAGAUAUUAAAGUAAAAACGACCAAAAGCGAAGCAGAUGAACAGAACCAAAAGCUAUAUGAUAAAAUAAAAGCGCUGAUGGAUAAGCAGAGGAAUCAAGAUGACAUAGCAUCCAUUGUAAAAACAACUAUCAAAGACCGUGGCGAAAAUAUUAAAAUAAUAAUUGACAAGUGCGAAAAACUUUGUGGCAUUGAAGAUGGAUCCGACGUGAGGCACUUCGAAAAAAAAGAUAUUCUUGAUUUUGAAACGAAAAUCGAAAACAUGCAGAAGCUCAUCGAAAAACUCUCUAAUAAACUGGACGAAUUUGACUUUCAGACAACAAGUUUUAAUGCAACACUGCAAAUUUGCCAGGAAAAUGUAGAAAAAUUAUCCAAAGUUAAAUUUGAAGUUCAAGAGUUACAAAACGAUCAUAUAUGCCCAACGGCUUCUUCAGAACGCCCGGUAACUGUACGUGAAUGGUCUCCCAAAGAUAUUUCACAAAGACAAAUAAAUUGCUUCAUGAUUCAAGAUGACUUAAAAGAUCGCAUUAAGGAACUUCAGGAAGAAAAUGAAAUCCUGGGUAAAAAACUACAAAAAUUGACGAAGUGCUGCCAGAAAAUUGAUCAACUCGGCAUUCAAGCCGACCACUUAAAAAAUACACUAAAGCAAAUGAACCAGACCUACAAUGAUCAGAUAAAAUCUCACGAAAAUCAAUUUAAACAUAUUCAAAAAAGUCUGGAAGAAACACUUAAGGGAUUAAGCGACAUCAAUGAAUCCAAAAUUUACAAAGGUCUUCAGGAACAGCUAAAGAACAUCGAUUCAAAAAUAAACAUAGCCUAUUUAAAGUUGGAAAGUCUAAGCAAGAAACAAAGUGGGACUUUGAAGAUCAUAGAGGGCACCAAAAAUGCAGAAAACUUGUCAAAUGAGAUGGAGAGGCUUAUAAAAGAUUUCAACGGAAUUCGUCAAAAAGUUACAAGUCAGUUACAGGAUUUUAAAGAGAACAAGUUAAGUGAACCGUCACCAAAUGAUAAGGAUCGCGAUAAAAAUAUAGAGAAACUUAACGAUAUUGUUCGCCAGGAUUUGGAUAGACUAAAAAAAGCGCUUUUGCAGCAUAACGAUCUAGAAAAAAAGGUCAAAGAUAAGAUAGACAAUCAGCAAACGCCUUUAAAUUUAAUGAUUGAUUGCCAAAAGAAGUGCAAGGGGAUUAACAAGAUAAAAGAACUUAUUGAUCAAUUAGAGGACGCGGAAAAACUAGCAAAGACUUAUUAAA
Drosophila gunungcola (fruit fly) is the source of this 1756-nucleotide messenger RNA. RefSeq names its product girdin. Lineage: Eukaryota; Metazoa; Arthropoda; Insecta; Diptera; Drosophilidae. The record is from RefSeq and is a predicted model, not a curated record.